This is a messenger RNA of Hansenula anomala, 237 nucleotides long. RefSeq lists its product as uncharacterized. Bases 1 to 237 code for a protein of 78 amino acids. The transcript has 2 exons. The record is from RefSeq and is a predicted model, not a curated record. Lineage: Eukaryota; Fungi; Ascomycota; Saccharomycetes; Phaffomycetales; Wickerhamomycetaceae.
AUGGCUAAAUUUGUAAUCCCGAGACCAAGAAAAUCGCCAUCGAAAAACAUGAAUCAUUUUUCUAUGACCCCAUUAUUCAAAGAUGGUUGUAGUUCUCUACGUGACUGUGAAGAGUUGAAGAUGAGUGGCUUCAACAGCUGCAGCAUCGAAAAAGACGAUGCGGUACUUAUACAAGAAACAAUCGCCGGUCGGGUGCUACAGAAGAGGUGGGACUAUCAUCAUGGACCUUUUAUUUAG